ACAAAACCCCCCUCUAAGAGUCACUCUCCUCCCUCUUCCCCACCUUCAUUCAUUCAUUCUCUUCUUUCACGCAUUUCAUCGAACACCUUUCUUCCCCAGCACUUUUCCCCUUUUCACCAAAAUGGCCAGACCACAACAACGGUAUCGAGGCGUCCGACAGCGCCACUGGGGAUCCUGGGUUUCCGAAAUUCGCCACCCAUUAUUGAAGACCAGAAUCUGGCUGGGCACGUUCGAGACGGCGGAGGACGCGGCUCGAGCUUACGACGAAGCGGCUCGGCUGAUGUGCGGGCCAAGGACGAGGACCAACUUCCCGUACAACCCAAAUGUGCCUCAGUCUGCUUCCUCCAAACUCCUGUCGGCCAAUCUCACCGCCAAGCUGCACAGGUCCUACAUGGCCUCGCUCCAAAUGACCAAACAAGCUUCCCUUCAGCAGCAGCAGCAGCAGCAGCAAGCUUCGAAGCCGCCAGCAGCUACUUAUGCAAAUGCCAGGGUGAAAACAGAGUCGAAUUGGGUGGGUGUGAAUUGUAAGAAUGUUCAAGUGGAGAGCAACCAGCAGCUGUUCAAGCCAUUGGAGGAUCAUCAAAUUGAGCAAAUGAUCGAGGAGCUGCUGCAUUAUGGGUCGAUUGAGCUCUGUUCUUCCGCUUCACCUCAGCCUUUCUAAAGUUCAGUUGCCCUGCCCUGCCUCUAAAGCUCGAGUCUUUAAUUAGCCAGCCAUGUGUGGCAGUGGUUUCUAACACUACCCAUUUGGCCAUUGGUCUGAUCUUUAACCCCAUUCUUCAUGGUCCUUCUCCUUACAGAAGAAGUUCCCCAUCUCUCUAUUUUAUCUCUGUUCCUAGCUACUACUUAGCCAUACAGACCUCUUCUGGGUCCUCUCUAGAAAAAGUGUCUACUUAGUAACCUCAUUCAUGUACAGUAGGUCAUAUCAUAUCAAUGUUGCUGCUGCUUAUCAUAAUUUGAACAUUUCCCCCCGCCUUAUGCUAAUGUCAUCACAAGUUAUGUUUCCAAGGUGUGGCCGACCAUCUCUUUCAUUUUCUUCUGACUGGUUUUGGUAGCGAGAGAUUUGGUGUUCGAAUCGAGAAGAUAACUAAUGCCGCAGAUAAAGGCAAUGAGUGCGGGGGCGGUAUGAUGUCCAUUGGUGGGCGGUUCGGG
Molecule: messenger RNA, 1149 nt
Organism: Linum tenue
Lineage: Eukaryota; Viridiplantae; Streptophyta; Magnoliopsida; Malpighiales; Linaceae
Source: the annotation of a GenBank genome assembly